UGUUCCAAGAUGGCGGACCGUCGAGAGUCAGGGAGAAUCAAAGAUAUAUCUAGCAGAAAAAUUCUUGAUAAUGAAACUCGAAAAAGACGUCAGAAAAGGCAGCUGGAGGCCUUAGAGAAAGACAACUUUCAAGAUGAUCCUCAUGCUCACCUUACGAUAGUCCCUGCUAAAAUGAAGGUUCCUGCUUUUAACGACACUAUGGAAGAUAAAAGGAAGAAGAGGAAAUCCAAAACAGGAGAGUUGUUUAAACAGAGAUUUCGGAGAACAUUUGUCAUGCUUUUGGAGGAGGCACAACAAGAAGCAGAAGCUGGUGAACCAUCCUAUACCUCAGCCAAGGUACCUCCCUCAAAAUUCCCAGAGAGACACUUCUGUGCUGUGUGUGGAUUUCCCUCAAACUACACCUGUGUGUCUUGCGGAUCGAGAUACUGUUGUGUCAAGUGUCUGGGAACACACCAGGACACAAGAUGCCUAAAGUGGACAGUGUGACGGCUGCUCUUAUUAAUAUUGGCCUCUAUGACAUUUUCCUUACAACUCUUGGUCAAGAACAGAACCUUUAAGAGCUAUAGAAGACGUCUCAUUCGAUGAGUGACUAUUGUCGCAGUUAAUUGUUCCGAGAAUACGUCAAACUUACCACUGCACGUUCCACUGACAGUGUACGAGGAGGAUCUAGGGAAUGUUCCAACCCUUUUUCUUUGGUAAAAAGCGUUCGUAAGGGUCAUCGAUGCGCUCACACGUCGUCUUCCCAACAUAACGCCCACAGUACCUCGAUUUCAGGUCCCUUCGAAGAAACGCGUUGAAAUCGACCCUCUAUUCGCUCACAUCUUUCGGAACUGACUUUUUGUGGCAUAUAUAAUUUUACAUUUUUUAAUGUAAUAGGAAAAGAACUGAAGGAACUAAAGCAACUGAAUUUGUUUGUGUGCUGUAUUGUGCCGUUUCCAUGUGACUGUUUAAUCCUGUUGGUCUUUAAGAAUUUCUUGUGAAAGUGUCGUAAUUAUAACAACGGCAAAAGGUUGCAACAACAGAUCCUUGCCACUGGAAGUGAAACGGCGAAACCCAAAUUAAACCAGAAAACGGAGAAAAAUUAGCUUGAAAUGAGGUUGUGAUGAACUAAGUUUCUGUUUGAAUUUGUCGUAUAUUUUGUAUUCUGAGUCCAUCAAAUAUUUUAGCUCGCCCGCUUGCGAUGGGUUUAAACGAGUCACAUAACUAAAUAUGCCUUGGUUAAAAGUUCGUGACAUCCGCUGAUAUUCCCUAAAUGAUAUUCCACAAUUUUCCAGUCCCAAUUUUCAAUGUGACAAGGGUCUUCCUGUUAAAUUUUGUUCAAGCAGGAAGAGUGUUCGCUACCAUCAGACAAAUCAAAGAUAAAGGGGAAGAGGAGGCAGUUUGGUUUGUUCAUAAAAUCUCGCUGAAAAGUCAACACCGUUUUCGACGGUAUGCUGUUUAUAAAAGCUUUGUUCAACACGCUGAAAAAAAAAAUUAUACAUGUAUCUGAAGAUUGAUAAACACGAUAACCUUUCUUUGAGCUUGAAAAUUUGUCCAUGGACAUUCGCUGUUCCCCGAAGUAUGCAUUUUUCUCCGAAAAGGCUUCUCGUUGCGAAGAGAUGUCCGUCCGAGCAAAUAUAUUUUAUUCGCUUGUUUUCUCUUCUGGUGCCUAAAGAACUGCAGGGUCCAGUUGCUCGAAGGCCGAUUGGCGCUAACCCAGGGUUAAAUUUUAAUCCAGGUUUCUAUAUU
Messenger RNA from Stylophora pistillata, 1728 nucleotides. Its product is annotated as zinc finger HIT domain-containing protein 1. Gene Ontology annotation, biological process: chromatin remodeling. The record is from RefSeq and is a predicted model, not a curated record. Lineage: Eukaryota; Metazoa; Cnidaria; Anthozoa; Scleractinia; Pocilloporidae.